AAGGUCGACGCGUUUACGUAUCGGACUAAAUAAAAAUUAAAAACGUUUCAAUUUUAAUAAUAAUAUUGACCUAAAGCAAAAGUUUACUUCAUAGUGUAUAAUAUUGGACAUGUGAUAAAAAAUAACCUAGUUCUUAACAACACUAUGAUAUUUAUGAAACAGACUUACCGAUUCAACUGUGAAGAUAUGAAAUGAAUCAAAAGUGAAAAAGUGCUUUUAUAAAAUAUAAAAUAAAACAUAAUAACAAUGAAGCGUAGGAAAUACCUUGUAUUGUUUACGCUAUUUUUAACCAACUUAGUUGAUCAGCCGGCACCCGAAGUGGUGAUCGAACAAGGCAUUUUGAGCGGUAAAAUCAGCCCGGAUGGGUCGUUUUUCGAAUACGUCGGUAUACCGUAUGCGACUAGCAACAUUAAUACGAGGUUCAAGGCGCCAUUGCCGCCACCAUCAUGGAAUGGAGUUUUCAAAGCAGUCGAAGAAACAUCUAUGUGUCCGCAAGCAUCGAUUAUUGGGAUUAUUGGUUCAGAAGACUGUUUAACUAUAAACGUGUACAUACCCGCUUUAGCGAGAAAACCACUACCAGUAAUGGUCUAUGUUCACGGUGGAGCAUUUGUGCUCGGAAGUGGUGGUAAACUGUUAUACGCUCCGGAUUUCCUAGUCAAACAUGAUGUAAUUUUAGUGACAUUUAACUACAGACUUGGAGCUUUAGGCUUUAUGUGCUUGGGUAUUAAAGACGCUCCAGGAAACGCUGGACUUAAAGACCAGAUAGCAGCUUUAAGAUGGGUCAAGAAGAAUAUCGCAGCUUUUGGUGGGGAUGUUGAGAAUAUAACUCUUUUCGGACAGAGUGCUGGAGGAACAUCUGUCUCACUGCUAUUGGCCAGCGAAGCUACUAGUGGGCUCUUUAAAAAGGCUAUCGUUAUGAGUGGUUCUGCAAUAUCUAGUUGGGCGAUUAAUCGUCAGCCAAUCUGGAUUGCAAGUCUUGUAGCUAAAGAGCUAGGAUACAAUACUGAUAAUCCGAAUGAGCUAUAUGAAAUAUUCUCUAAAAUACCCUUUAAAGAAUUAGUAAGAGCUAAACCUGAGAAACCUUUGGGGAAAUAUUUAGACACCCAACUAUUGCAUUUGCCGUGUAUCGAAAAAAAUAUACCAGAUGUUGAACCAGCCUUAACUGAUUUACCAUAUAAUUUACUAACGAAAAAACCGAAGAAAAUCCCUGUAAUGUACGGUUCCACUAGCAAAGAAGGAUUGCUUAUAAUAUCGAAAGACAAUGAAGAAACAGUAUCUGAGAGAGAUUCUAAAUAUUUAUUUGCUUCAGAUUUAGAAUUCCAAACCGAGGAAGAAGCUGAAAAGGAGGACAAUAAAGCUAGACAAUUAUACUUUAAUGGUCAAAGAAUGAGUAUGAAUAAUAUUAUGAAUAUAUCUGAUCUAAUGAGUCACUUAUACUUUGAGAUACCGCCAAUUUUAGAGUCAGAGAUAACAUUAAGCACAACAGCUGAUGUUGCAGUUUUCAAUUAUUAUUUCAAUUAUAGCGGUGGUAGAAAUUUCUUAAAGUACCUUACAGGGUUCAAAAAUGAGACCGGAGCUUGUCAUGGAGAUGAAUUACUGUACUUGUUCCGAGGAGAUCUGUGGCCAUUUCCCAUUAGUAGAAAAGACAAGAAAAUGAUUGAUUGGAUGACAAAGCUGUGGUCUAAUUUUGCUAAAUAUGGAGAUCCUACACCAGAAGAUGCAAGUGAUCUACCAAUUAAAUGGGUUCCCAGCAAAAGAAAUGAUCUAAAGUUUCUAUACAUAGAGGAUGAUUUGUCGAUGGGUACAAUACCAAGCCCGGAGGCUUAUCGACUCUGGAAAUACAUGUACGAAAAAUACCGAAAAUUGAGUGUUGAUAGAGUAUUCGAUGAUUGUAUACUGCGCAAACCAGUCGUCAUGAAGUGUAGAAAAUAUUUGGUGUUGUUUUCAUUGUUUGUUAUGAAUUCAGCUGGACAGCCAGUUCCUAAUGUGACCAUCAAACAAGGCGUACUCACCGGUAAAAUCAGCAAAGACGGGAAGUUCUUUGAAUACGUUGGUAUACCAUACGCUACCACGAAUAUUAGCGGUAGAUUCCAGGCACCACAGCCGCCUCCAAAAUGGGAUGGAGUAUUUAAAGCAGUUGACGAGUUCAUUCAAUGUUCUCAACCCUCAGCUUUCGGCAUUGUAGGAACAGAAGAUUGUUUAAACAUUAAUGUUUAUGCACCGACGGGGGCAAAGGGACCUUUGCCAGUCAUGGUCUAUAUACAUGGCGGCGCUUUUCUGUUGGGUAGUGGAGGAAAAAUACUCCUUGGUGCAGAUUUCUUAGUGAAACAUGAUGUUAUUUUAGUAACGUUUAACUACAGGCUUGGUAUUUUCGGAUUCCUUUGUUUAGAUAUUAAAGAAGCACCUGGCAACGCAGGUUUGAAAGAUCAAAUAGCUGCUUUGAAGUGGGUCCAAAAAAAUAUAGCUGCUUUUGGUGGAGAUCCUGACAAUGUUACCCUCUUUGGUCAUAGCGCUGGAGCAACAUCUGUUUCAUUUUUACUAGCUAGUAAAGCUACUGAAGGAUUAUUCCACAAAGCCAUUAUGCAAAGUGGAUCCUCUAUAGCGAACUGGGGAUUGCAGCUAGACCCAAUUAUGAUAGCAUCAGAAACGGCUAAGGAACUAGGCCAUGAUUCUAAAGACCCUCAAGAAUUAUACGACAUAUUUGCAAAAACUCCAUACAAAGAGUUGAUAAAUGUCACCGUUGGGAAACCCCUUGGUCAACUUUUAAUUUCGAAUUUACUACAUUUACCUUGCAUCGAGAAAGUCUUCCCCGAUUCGGAGCCCGUCAUAACUGACCUACCUAUAAAUUUACUAAAAAAUGCACCGAAGGAUAUUUCGGUGAUCUACGGCUCGAACGAUAAAGAAGGACUGUUUUUUGUAUCAGAAGUUACGAAUGAAACGUUAGCUGAAAACAACAAAUUAAAAAUAACAGGGUCUGAUUUCAAAUUUUCGUCAGAUCUAGAAACCGAUGAGGUUACAUCGAAAGUUAAAGAAUUUUAUUUUGGAAAAAAUACCAUAAGCUGGGAAACAAGAAUGAUUUUAUCUGAUUUCUACACUCACUUGUACUUUGAGAUGCCAGUCAUAAUGGAAUCUGAGAUGAUAUUGUCGCAAACAAAUGCCUCUGUUUACAAUUAUUACUUUACCUAUUCCGGGGGAAGAAAUAUGGUCAAACAAAUUUCAGGAUUUAGAGACGUAAUUGGCGCCUGUCAUGGCGAUGACAUACUAUAUUUCUUUCAAGCAUAUGCUUGGCCGUUUGAAAUCAGCGAAAAAGACAAAAUCAUGAUUGAUUGGAUGACUAAAAUGUGGACAAAUUUUGCAAAAUACGGCAACCCCACUCCACGAUUCGAUGAAACACUUCCAACAUGGAAAGCAAGCAGCAAAGACAACUUAAACUUCCUAUACAUCGGCGAUGAAUUGAAAAUGGGAUCGUUGCCUAACGAAGGACCGUACACUUUCUGGAAAGAUCUGUACUCCAAAUAUCGCAGAACUAAUUUGUUGUAAGAAACACAAACUUUGGGAGGCAGUUAUAUAAAGAAGCUAACAUAGUAAAACAUUAUAUUUCAAACAAAGGGCUUGCAUAUGCUACAGCCAUGAGCGGUACUGUAACAGAGUGACAAAUAAAUUAAUAAUCAGAACAGAAUAAAGUCAGAUACUAAAGCUGAGUAAAAUACUAAGACUUCCCGGUCAACGCUAUUUAAGAUUCAAGAACAAAAUUAUUUCACAAAUCUUUAUACAAUAACUCUUUCGCAAGUGAAGUGAUACGUUUGAGAAUAGCAUAAUUCAUUUUGUGUUUUUGACAUUAAAAUACAAAUAACUGUGAUUUACAAACUUGAAUUAUACAAAAUUACUUGUGCAUGCAAUCUUAUGUUUGGCUACACAGAAAAUGUAUGGGUGAUACGUUUUUAUGACUGCAAGCUUAAGUUGGCAGCAUGCAAGAAUUGGAUGCCGAAUACAAUUAUUUUAAUUUUC
Bombyx mandarina (wild silkworm) is the source of this 4008-nucleotide messenger RNA. It is a transcript of the gene ae40, whose product is annotated as alpha-esterase 40. The record is from RefSeq and is a predicted model, not a curated record. NCBI's taxonomy places the organism in Eukaryota, Metazoa, Arthropoda, Insecta, Lepidoptera, Bombycidae.